GAGUCUGGAGGAGUUGAACCUCAGCCUCAAUCCUUUGGGUGAUGGCUGCUCUCAGUCUGUAGCCUCUCUCAUCAGAUCCUGCCCUCUACUGAGCACACUCAAACUCCAGGCCUGUGGGCUCACAGCCAAGUUCCUGCAGAACUUCGCUCUGACCUGCACAGUGAAAGGGACCAGGCACCUGAAAACUCUGAACCUCUCCAACAACCAGCUGGGAUUAAAAGGGGUCCAGUUUCUGCUGAAGAAUCUUCCUCAUGACAUCCUAACACAUCUCGAGAUCUCCUCAGUAUCCUGUAACCAGGACAGGCAAUUCCUGGAGCUGGUUGCGAGGUACUUCACCCAGGAAGGCUGUGUUUUGACUCACCUUAAUCUUUCGAAAAACUCAUUGACCUAUGACUCCAUCAGGGACUUUGCCAGGUGUUUGACAUCAGCUGCAUCCCUCACAUGCCUUGAUGUAUCGGAGAACUCGAGGGAUUAGUACCAGUGGGAUGGAGAGGCUCCUGACUGCUUUAGCCCAGAGGGAAUCAUGGAUGGAUGUCCUUGACUUAACAGAUCUCGAGAAAGCCAAGUUAAAAGCUCAGAAAAACAAUGACCUGAGAGAGCAGGCGAAUCUCUGUAACCGGCUUGGAGAAGUCCUGGCAAGACAUGGUGAGUUUGAGGAGGCUAUCAGAGAGCACCAGCAGGAACUGCAGUUGUCAGAGGCACUCAGUGAUGUGAUAGGCCGUGCGAUUGCCAACAGGAAGAUUGGAGAAUGCUUGGCUGAGAUUGGAAACUACACAGGUGCCCUGAAGCAUCAGCGCAGACACCUUGAACUGGCCCGGUCAGUCAGCAAUGACAUCGAGGAGCAGCGAGCCUGGGCUACCAUUGGUCGAACCUACCUGUACAUCUAUGAAACAGACCAGUUGCACGAGUCGCUGAAGGAGGCAGAGAAUGCAUUUAGGAAAAGCCUGGCCAUUGUGGACGAGAGGCUGGAAGGUAAGGCUUCCCGCCACGAGUUGAGUGAGAUGCGAGCCAGACUCUACCUGAACCUCGGCUUCCUCUACGACAGCUUGAAAGAGGCAGAUAAAUGCAACCAGUACAUCCGCAAGAGUGUCUUCAUCGCUGAGCAGAACCAUCUGUACGAGGAUCUAUACCGAGCUAAUUUCAACCUGGGCAGUAUCCACUGGCGCAAUGGCCACCACUCCAAGGCUGUCCGCUGUCUGGAAGCUGCCAAGGAGUGUGCCAAGAAAAUGAAUGAAAAGUUUAUGGAGAGCGAGUGCUUUAGCACCAUCGGGCAGGUCUUCCUGAACCUCGGAGACUUUGUGGCUGCAAAGCGUUCCCUGAAGAAGGCGUUUACACUGGGAUCCCAACAGCAGGCAGAACGAGACGCAGUCAGGAGGAACCUCAAGACCGCUGUGAAAGGCUGCCGACUGGAAGAAGCUUUCUCUGAACUGGCAGACAAAGAGCAGCAGCAGCAGGAGUUAUUGGGUCUGUGUGAACAGCUUGGGGAUCUCUGCUGUAAGGUGGGAUCCUACCGCAAGGCCAUCGACUACUACAAGAUGCAGCUGAAACAUGCCGAAUCACUGAGGAAGCCUGAUCGGGAGCUGGCUGUUAUACAUGUCUCACUGGCAACCACCUUCGCUGACCUGAAGGAUUACAGCCAGUCAGUCAAAUAUUAUGAAGCUGAACUGGCACUGCGCAAGGGAAACCCUAAGGAGGAAUGUGAGACCUGGCUAAACAUGGCAUUGGCUAAAGAAGAAGGUGGACAAUCCUUCAGCGAGUUGGAGGAAUGUUACCGGAAUGCACUGCAGAUUGCUGAGCAGUCUGAGCUACCCCGACUACAGUUGCGAUCACUGAAGCUUCUUCACUUGGCACGGCAGAGAAUGGGGCAUCCUGAGGCCAGUGUCACCCUGGCCCAGUUUGAAGACCUGUCUCAGGCCCAGGGCAGUGAGAGUGGGGAUGACAGCGAAACGGAGGAGAUGGAGAACAGUGAGCCUCUGGAAGAUAGUGACCUGGAGCUCUCGGAGAGCGAUGACGAUGACCUGGAAGGUUAUGACAAAGCAACCUCAGGACGACGAAGAGUUAACAAGUGGAACCGUCGGAAUGAGAAAGGGGAGACAGUGUUACAUCGAGCCUGCAUCGAAGGAAAUCUCAAACACGUCCAGUGCCUGGUGGAGAAGGGUCAUCCCCUGAAUCCCAGAGAUUACUGCGGCUGGACACCAUUACACGAAGCCUGUAACCAUGGCCACCUGGAGAUUGUCCGUUUCCUCUUGAACCACUCGGUGAAUGUGAAUGACCCUGGGGGACCAUACUGUGAGGGGAUCACACCACUUCACGAUGCCAUCACCUGUGGAAACUUCGAUGUGGCUGAGCUACUGAUUUUAAAAGGAGCUUCGGUGACAAUGCGCAACGCCAAGGGUCAUACCCCGCUGGACAGUCUGUACGAGUGGAAUCAGACAUACUGCAAACACUUGGAUCAGGACACCACACAGCAGUGCAAACGCAUCGAGAAACUGCUGAGGAGUAGCUCAGCCAGAGAUUUUCAGCCGGUUCAAGUCCUUCAAGAUAGUGAACUGUUUGAUUCUGAGAGUUCACAGUCACGGGAGAUAAUCGAAGGGUGUGCUACUGCCUCAAUGCCUGAUCUCCCCAAGGAGCGAGAGAGACGUUGUCAGCGCAAGGACAUAGGAGGUCAUUGUCGAAGCAAACUGGAUUCAAGCACAGCUCCUUUGACCCAGACCAACCCUCUCUGGGCUCAGUUACACAGCACUGAUGAUCUGUCUGAUGUCCCUGGCAAGUCUUUAGUGUCCAGUACCCAGAUGACCACCCGCAACCGGCUGGAUUGGUCUGCCCUCGGGGAGGACGGCUCUUCUGAAGAGGAGGUUCCAGUGGAGCUGUGCCAACCAGUGAAGAAACGACACAGGAUCAUAGGUCAGAUGUCUUCCACAGGCCCAGGAAGGACAAACUCGAACAGGGGCCGGUUACCCACUCUGGUUGAUGACUCUGGUUCGAGUCAGGAAGAGGCGAGUGAGUGGCAUCCACCUGGGACAGGGCAGGAAUGUGAUUCUGAUGCUCCCAGUGUUGGGUCGUCGACUUACCUGCAGGCUAUCCGGAACUUAGGGAGUGCCAAAUCCAGGAUUUUAUCCCAGUCUUUAGCAGCGCCAUCCAUUCAGCCACCGUCAGACGCUAGGAAGUCAGCGUUGAUCCCAGAUAGUGAGUACAUGGAGGACAGCUGGCUGGACGAUGAUCUGGGCAGUAGCCGAGUCAAGAAGAGACCACGGGAACAGAGACAUGCGGGCAGGGUCACUGACCCAGAGGAGCCUGGCCUCGGUGGUGAAGGUGAUCCCAUUCGGAGCUCGCAUCUGCCUGGGAGCCGUGAGAGGACCACUGUGCUGAAAAAACGCUCAAAGCAGAUGCGCAUGACCCAGAUAGUGGACAGGGUGGUGGUCAGGAGGACAGCAAGUGACAGCAACAGCACCUCUCUGGUCACUGGUAGAACCAGCGAGCCAACAUCAGCUUCCAGCUCACUGGUUUCAACCCAACAGUUUGCACCUGUCACCCCAGCGGCACCUCCAUCGAUCAGAGUGAGAGUCAGAGUUCAAGAUAAUGUCUUCCUGAUCCCAAUAGCACACAGUGACCCCGAAGUACGGACUGUUUCCUGGCUGGCAGAGCAGGCCACUCAGCGGCAUUACCAAAUGUGUGGGCUCUGCCCCAAGCUCAUGCUGAAGAAGGAAGGGGCCCUGCUCUCCCCACAGGAUCCCAUCGUCCAUGUUCUACAAAGCAACGAGGAGGUCCUGGCUGAGGUCGUGUCCUGGGAUCUGCCUCCAUUCUCUGAACGAUACAAGAGGGCCUGUGACAGUCUGUCAUUGGCUGUUAAUGGCCUGGUGCUGAGGGUGUGUGAGACCCAGGAGAACAGCCCCUGCUUCCAGCUAUCCAGCCUGUCGCUGACCAAGGAGCACCUGACCCCCAUCCUGCGGGCCCUCAAACUGCAGACCACCAUCCGCCAACUCCGCCUCUCCACCAAUCGUCUUGGUGACGAUGCCAUGGAGGAGCUGGUGGCCUGCCUGGUGACCAUGCCCAACCUGACCGUACUGGACCUCUCCUCCAAUCAGAUCACACACCAAGGCCUGAGGACUCUCUGUGAGACCAGCAGAGGCUCCCAGGAUGCCCCGUUCCAAAGUCUGGAGGAGUUGAACCUCAGCCUCAAUCCUUUGGGUGAUGGCUGCUCUCAGUCUGUAGCCUCUCUCAUCAAAUCCUGCCCUCUACUGAGCACACUCAAACUCCAGGCCUGUGGGCUCACAGCCAAGUUCCUGCAGAAUUACCGCCUCCUGCUGACAGAGGCCAUGAAAGGCGCAGGGCACUUGAAGAAGGUCUGCCUGUCACACAACGCUCUGGGCUCGGUAGGAACAGAGCUGAUCCUACAGAGCCUGCCCCAGCACAACGUCAGCCAUCUGGAUAUCGCCGCUGUGAUCAGUAACCAUGGUGACACUUUGGUAAUGGAGCACCUUGCUAGAUACCUGUCCCAGGGUGAUUGCAAUCUGACCCAUCUUAACCUCUCUGGGAAUCGCCUGACUGAUGAUUCUGUCAGAGAUCUGUGCAGGUGCCUAUUACUGUGUCCAUCCCUGGUUUCUCUGGAUGUUUCAGCCAAUUCUGGGAUAACAACAGUGGGAGUGGAGAUGCUGUUUGGUGCAGUGAGAGAGCGGACCUGUGGAAUGCAGUACCUGAAUGUUUCUGGUGGGUACUGGGGCCGUAGCCUGGUCUCUCCGCUGGCGAAGGAUUCGGCCGAGUCGAUGUGCUCGCUGAAGUUUGCGAAGCGAGUCUGUAAAGUGGAGCAGGGCCCUGCCACCCAGUUCCUGCUGGCACCGGGAAAUGUGCCAUCGUCCUGA
This is a messenger RNA of Stegostoma tigrinum, 4859 nucleotides long. It is a transcript of the gene tonsl, whose product is annotated as tonsoku-like, DNA repair protein. The transcript has 29 exons. The record is from RefSeq and is a predicted model, not a curated record. Gene Ontology annotation, molecular function: protein binding. NCBI's taxonomy places the organism in Eukaryota, Metazoa, Chordata, Chondrichthyes, Orectolobiformes, Stegostomatidae. Bases 450 to 4859 code for a protein of 1469 amino acids.